Messenger RNA from Aureococcus anophagefferens, 303 nucleotides. RefSeq lists its product as hypothetical. NCBI's taxonomy places the organism in Eukaryota, Pelagophyceae, Pelagomonadales, Pelagomonadaceae. The record is from RefSeq and is a predicted model, not a curated record. The annotation marks the transcript as partial. The transcript has a single exon.
GCGGCGCUCGACCGCUUCGGCAUCCGCGCCGACGACGCGGUGCUCGUCGGCGACGCGCGGACGGACCUGGGAGCCGCGUCCGCCGCGAACCUGCGCGCCGCGGUGCUCGUGACGUCGUCGCCCCACGGCGUCCGCUGCGAGGCCGAGCUCGCGGACCGGUCCUUCGGCCACGCGGCGCUCGCGGCCGCCGACGGGGCCCGGCCGGGCGGCGUCCUCGCCGACGGGUCGCGCUGCGCGGCCGUCUUCCCCGACCUGCCGCUCGCGCUCGCCGGCCUGCUCUCCUUCGUCGACGACGCGUCAUAA